Molecule: messenger RNA, 477 nt
Organism: Emiliania huxleyi CCMP1516
Lineage: Eukaryota; Haptophyta; Isochrysidales; Noelaerhabdaceae
Exons: 4
Source: RefSeq, a predicted model, not a curated record
GGGGUUCGACCGCCGCUAGGCGGAGAGCGAGGACCUCGGACGUGCGCCGAGAGGCGCUACAUGGUCGACUUCAACGAGAGCGAGGGCGAGUCGGCUAUCUUGGUUGUGAGAUCAACAAGGGGCGUCUGGUUCGACAACCCCCACGUGUUCCAUCGGAGCCUCGCAAAGGUGCCAAUCAGCUUUUGUUUCGCGCCUGAGGAGGGGGCCCAGGUUCAGACCGAGCUCGGGCCAACGGCUUCCGUCAAGGCCUGCAUCACGUCGCUGCCGCCUUCGCUCCUCGGAGCUGAGGCGUGCGGCGUCAACAACGACGUCGUUGUGAAGGAGGAGGCCGCCACUCAGGAGCCAGGCCGCCUCCGAGGAGGCCGUCGUCGCCGAGGAGUCCGCCACCGAGGAGGCGACCAUCAAGCGACCAUCAAGUCCGCCGCCGCCGAGGUGUCCGCCGCCGUAGAGGCCGUCGCCGAGGAGGCUGCGAAGGAG